Gekko japonicus is the source of this 1840-nucleotide messenger RNA. Its product is annotated as interferon-inducible GTPase 5-like. The transcript is spliced from 2 exons. Gene Ontology annotation, molecular function: GTPase activity; GTP binding. The record is from RefSeq and is a predicted model, not a curated record. Lineage: Eukaryota; Metazoa; Chordata; Lepidosauria; Squamata; Gekkonidae. Gene Ontology annotation, cellular component: membrane. The annotation marks the transcript as partial.
UUUAAUUCAGAAAAACAGAAAGGACUAGAGAGAGUUUCUGAGAGCCAGGUGGGGGAAAUCCACCCAGUCAAGCACCCCGGCGGCCCCCCGAUCCUCCAUUUCCUCAAAGCUGCUCUUGGCUACAAACGAUCAACUGAACCACCCCGAAGAGCAGCUAUGGCUGGCGCCAACUCGAAACAAUCCAUAGAAAAGGGUCUUGAGGGGAUGAAGGCCGCGUUGAGACAAGUAAAUCUCGAAGAGGUGUUAGCUAAUGCUGAGAAAGAGUUAAAAUUAUUAAAGAACACAAGACUUGAUAUUGCUUUCACAGGGGUUUCAGGGGCCGGUAAAUCAUCCCUCGUGAAUGCCUUUCGGAAUAUCCCAGAUUAUGAAGAAGGCGCAGCUAAAAUAGGGGUAAAGCAGACUACUAUGCUUGCAGAGAGGUAUCCCCAUCCUAAAUUCCCAGAACUAACCUUAUGGGAUCUACCAGGAAUUGGGACACGUGAAUUCAAACCAAGAGAAUACCUAGAGAAGGUAAAUUUUAGCAGGUAUGACUUCUUCAUCAUCGUCGCCUCAGAACGCUUCACCGUGAAUGAUGCAAUGCUGGCCUCAGAAAUUCAAAAGAUGAAGAAGCGGUUUUACUUUGUUCGCACCAAAGUGGAUCAGGCUAUGGAUGCUGAGAGAAGGAAGCCGAACUUUAGUGAGACACAGACCUUGGAAGAGAUAAGAAAAUACUGCCUUUCCAAUUUGAGAGAAGAAGGAGCGGUCGAUCCAAGGGUUUUUCUCAUAUCCAGCUGGCAUUUGAAUAUGUUUGACUUUCCUCUCCUGCAGAAGACCCUAGCAGGUGACCUGAAUGAUCUCAAGAGGCCUCUUCUUAUCAUGGCGAUGCCGGCUUUCUCAAGAGAACACCUGGAAGAGAAAAGGGCUGCUAUGGAGGCUGUCAUCUGGAAAAAAGCCGUUGUGUCUUGUGGUGUUGGGGCGAUUCCUAUCCCAGGUCUCUCUCUUAUUUUUGAUAUUGCCCUCUUGGUGAGCACAAUGAAAGAGUUCUGCAGGAACUUUGGCUUAGAUGAAGAGUCCCUCUGUAACCUCGCCAAGAGGGUUGGCAAACCUGUUGGCGUACUGAAAUCUGCUAUUAAAAAGACUCCGAUGGCCAACCAGAUCAACCCGGAAUUUGUGAAGUCUCUCACAACCAAGUCCCUGCUAUGUGGCUCUGCAAUGGUGCUGGAAGAAGUUGCCGAUUUCGUACCUGUCCUCGGCUCUCUAGUUGGUGGAGUUAAUUCUUUUGCCACCACAUAUUACAUGCUGCAGGGCUUCCUCCAAGAUGCAGUGGAAGAUGCCGAGAGCGUUCUGGCAAAAGUUGCUGAGUGAAGUCCCUUCUGAUGAUUCUGCAAUUGAACUUCAAUUCCCAUGUGGCUCGAGCAAAGGAAAGACACACGUUUCAGAGCAAAUAAUAUUCUUCACUUCCCUCUAAGGAAGGCCUACCCGCUCCUGUUUGCUUAAAGGGACUCUUGUGAAGAGCUGCCAGAUCUGACCUGAGUCAGGGAGCAAUCUUGUACCUUUAAGGGAAACAGAGUUUCCUUAAACUCUGCUUCGCAUUCUAAUCUAGCAGGUUUCGUUUAUAUGUAGCCCUUAAAGGUGCUAGAGUCCUCUCCAACUGGGUUUGUGUACUUAUGUCAAAAAAGUUUGUGUACUCAUACCAAAAAAGUGUGGAUUUAGUUUUUGGAGAAAAACACCAUGACCGAUUUCCCACAGCCGCUGCUCUGCGCGCGCUCCUCUCUUUGCCCCGAUUGUACAUGUCAAUUUCCCACGAUGUGCUGCGUGGCGGCAUUUUGAGGAUUUAGUAGAUUUGGGGAAAAUCGGGGAA